AUGCAGGCACCGAUCCAGUCCUCUCGGCCUCAGAGCUUUGACGAGAUUUACGGCCCCCCAGAGAAUUUCCUAGAGAUAGAGGUCAAAGAUCCACAAACACAUGGCUUCGGGCGUGGCAUGUAUACAGAUUACGAGGUUGUUUGCCGUACCAAUAUCCCAGCCUUUAAGAUCCGAUCCUCCAGUGUCCGUCGCCGUUACAGCGAGUUUGAGAAGUUUCGCGAAAUCCUUGAACGGGAGUCCUCGCGUGUGACUAUCCCACCGCUCCCAGGAAAGGUAUUCACCAACCGCUUCUCAGAUGACGUUAUCGAGCACCGUCGGGAGGGUCUGCAGCGGUUCCUUCAGAUCGUAGUCGGCCACCCGUUACUCCAGACGGGAUCUAAAGUUCUUGCUUCGUUUGUCCAGGCUCCGACAAGGCUAAAUGGGGGAGGGUAUCUGAUGGAUGGGUUCUUAGGGGAUACUAAUCCUCCUAGGCUUAAAAAGAAGUCUGACGGUGAUACUGAGGAAACAACAACAGCUGGUACUGAGGAAACAGACAAGAAGGUUUAG
Molecule: messenger RNA, 546 nt
Organism: Morchella importuna
Lineage: Eukaryota; Fungi; Ascomycota; Pezizomycetes; Pezizales; Morchellaceae
Exons: 5
Coding region: 1-546 (181 amino acids)
Biological process (GO): endocytic recycling; late endosome to Golgi transport
Cellular component (GO): retromer complex; early endosome membrane
Molecular function (GO): phosphatidylinositol-3-phosphate binding
Source: RefSeq, a predicted model, not a curated record